Molecule: messenger RNA, 1146 nt
Organism: Lathyrus oleraceus (garden pea)
Lineage: Eukaryota; Viridiplantae; Streptophyta; Magnoliopsida; Fabales; Fabaceae
Product: F-box protein PP2-B15
Exons: 3
Coding region: 175-1032 (285 amino acids)
Molecular function (GO): protein binding
Source: RefSeq, a predicted model, not a curated record
CAAAUUGCCUAACUACUUUUCUAGCGUCUGUCAUAUCUAUAAAGAUAAUUGCAAUUUUCAAUUUUCAACCCUUAAUAGUUUUCUUCUCCCUAAUUUCUCUUCUAUCUCUCUUACCCUUAAAUUUAAUAAAAAAAACAUCAACAUAGAACACAACAAAAAAACCAAGUUGGUUGAAUGAAUUCCGCUACAUCGAUAGUUUCUUUGCCUGAGGAGUGUGUUUCUGCAAUCUUGUCUCGCACAUCACCACAAGACGCAUGUCGAUUUUCAAUGGUUUCCCACACUUUUGUUUCAGUUGCAAACUCUGAUUUGGUUUGGAAGAACUUUUUGCCCUCUGAUUACGAGGACAUUCUCUCGAGAACUGUGAAUCAAUUCGCUCUCAAAUUCAUCUCUUCAUGUAAACAGCUCUUUCGUUUUCUUUGUCGUCCAGUUCUCCUUGACGGUGGUAAUAAGAGUUUCAAAUUGGAGAAGUGUUCGGGUAAAAUAUGUUACAUGUUAUCGGCAACAGAGUUGUCAAUAGCAUGGAGCAUUGAUCCAAUGUUCUGGAGUUGGAAACCAAUCCCUGAAUCAAGAUUUUCGUUGGUGGCUGAGCUGAGAACAGUGAACUGGUUAGAAAUAGAAGGCAAAAUGAGAACAAGUGUUCUAACGCCAAACACAUCGUAUGGAGCCUAUUUAGUGAUGAAAGUUUCUGAUCGAGCUUAUGGACUUGACUCUGCUCCUUCUGAAGUAUCAAUUACGAAAGGAAAGAUAGUAAAGAGAGGGAGAGCAUAUUUGUGUAAUAAAGAUGAGAAUAAGUGUAACAUGGAGACAUUAUUCUAUGGAAACAGAAGAAACAGAAUGGUUCAAGAACAAGAAGAUGGAGAGAAUGUUGGAGUGCCAUGUGAGAGAGAAGAUGGAUGGAUGGAAAUUGAGAUUGGUGAAUUUUUUAGUGGUGAAGAUGAUGAAGAGAUUCAAAUGAGUGUUGCUGAAGUUGGCCAUCAGUUGAAGGGAGGACUUGUUCUUGAAGGCAUUGAAGUGAGGCCCAAACAUACAUAAUGUUAUUGUUGAUUGUGUGUGUGUAUUUUAUAGGAUGGGAAAGUAAUAUUGUAAAUGUUUAAGAGUUUCAUAUAUAUUAAAAAGAAUAUGAUAAAUGAAAGAAUAUUUUAUUAA